Molecule: messenger RNA, 1482 nt
Organism: Colletotrichum graminicola M1.001
Lineage: Eukaryota; Fungi; Ascomycota; Sordariomycetes; Glomerellales; Glomerellaceae
Product: PCI domain-containing protein
Exons: 3
Coding region: 1-1482 (493 amino acids)
Biological process (GO): protein deneddylation
Cellular component (GO): COP9 signalosome
Source: RefSeq, a predicted model, not a curated record
AUGUCUGACGACGAAGACUUCAUGCAGGAGUCGGAUGAGGAGCAGUAUGAUUUCGAGUACGAGGAAGACGACGAGGAGGACUCCGGAGAUGUCGGCAUCGAGAACAAAUACUACAAUGCGAAGCAGCUGAAGCUCACCGAUCCCGAGGAUGCCAUUGCUGAGUUCUUAGGCAUACCACCAUUAGAAGAUGAAAAGGGCGAAUGGGGGUUCAAAGGAUUAAAGCAAGCCAUCAAGCUUGAGUUCAAGCUGGGGCAAUAUGAAAAGGCGACAGAGCACUAUGCCGAGCUACUGACGUAUGUUAAGUCGGCUGUGACGAGGAACUACUCUGAGAAGUCGAUCAACAAUAUGCUGGACUACAUCGAGAAAGGGUCGGAUGGACCCAAGGCAGUAGCGUGUGUCGAGAAAUUCUACUCGCUAACGCUCGAGAGCUUUCAGAGCACCAACAACGAGAGGCUGUGGCUCAAGACAAACAUCAAGCUUGCGAAACUCCUGCUUGACCGAAAGGACUACAACAUUGUCACCAAGAAGCUUCGGGAUCUCCACAAAGCUUGUCAGAAGGAAGACGGCAGCGACGAUCCCAGCAAAGGCACUUAUUCUAUGGAAAUAUACGCCCUCGAGAUCCAGAUGCACGCUGAGACCAAGAACAACAAGCAGCUCAAGCGCCUCUACCAGCGCGCCCUGAAGGUACGAUCGGCUGUUCCCCACCCCAAGAUUAUGGGCAUCAUCCGCGAGUGCGGUGGAAAGAUGCACAUGAGCGAGGAGAACUGGGUCGAGGCCCAGACAGACUUCUUCGAGUCCUUCCGCAAUUAUGAUGAGGCCGGCUCGCUGCAGCGCAUCCAGGUACUAAAGUACCUGCUUCUUACGACCAUGCUGGUCAAGUCAACCAUCAACCCAUUUGACUCGCAAGAGACCAAGCCAUACAAACAAGAUCCUCGUAUCACUGCCAUGACGGAGCUAGUGGAUGCCUAUCAGCGCGACGACGUUCAUGCCUACGAGAACGUCCUCCAGAAGAACCAAGACAUCCUUGCCGACCCUUUCAUCGCCGAAAAUAUUGAUGAGGUGACGCGCAAUAUGCGCACCAAGGGCGUCAUCAAACUCAUUGCACCAUACACACGAAUGAAGCUAGGCUGGAUCGCUAAACAGCUCAAGAUCUCGGAGCCCGAGGUUCAGGACAUCCUUGGCUUCCUGAUCGUUGACGGCAAGAUCGAUGGCAAGAUUGACCAGCAGGCUGGCACGCUCGAGAUUCAGUCAGACGCGGAUAGUGACCGCACCAAGGCGUUGUAUGAGCUUACGCAAUCCGUCUCCAGCCUCUACGCGACCGUAUUCAAGGAGGGAGAUGGCUUCCGGUCAACUGAUUUCCCCACUGACGAGCAGGCCAUGGAGCUGAUUGGUGGCGGCAUGACACCCAGAAGUGGCGGUUUACGAGGUCACCCGCGUGGGCCUGGACGGAAGGGCAAGGGAGUGAUGCCUUUGUGGACCUGA